UGACAGACGAGUUGUUGAUCAAGUGAAACAACAAUAGCCUCGUCCCGACGAAGUUGUUAUGGAGUUAUCAACACCACCCAGCACGUAGACGUAGAGUUUCAAAAUAAUUUACUUACACACCCCAACGCACGGUAUAGAAAUCCCCGAGAAACAAGAAUGUCUUGUCCCACCACCAUGAGCAAUAAACAAGUUGCAGCGGAGCAGGUGGAGGUUCCUAACAGAACCGCAAGAAGUUCCACGGCGACAACGCCCAACUCCACGGCGAUCCGAGACCAGGAGCAGGAGGGCGGUAGUGCCUUCUACCCGGCGCACCACCUACUGCAACAUCACAAGUCGGAAGCCAAAAAGGCCCGGGUUCUCCGGAAAGACCCGUACCUUGGCCGCAACGUGAGGCGCACGGACCGGAAACGGUACUCGGACCUGUUUUUGGAGGCCCAGGCACAGACGCAACACGCGACGUCUACAGGGGAGAGUCUUUUAAAAAAUCACCCGAACGACAAGAAGGGCGAUAAUUUUCUCCAGUUCCCCGUCGUCACUAUCGAGGACCCUGAGACGGGGACC
Messenger RNA from Amoebophrya sp. A120, 561 nucleotides. The record is from the annotation of a GenBank genome assembly. NCBI's taxonomy places the organism in Eukaryota, Dinophyceae, Syndiniales, Amoebophryaceae.